Molecule: messenger RNA, 417 nt
Organism: Prorocentrum cordatum
Lineage: Eukaryota; Dinophyceae; Prorocentrales; Prorocentraceae
Source: the annotation of a GenBank genome assembly
AUGGCACGCCCGGAGCAGCCGCCGGAGCGGCGCCAGGCGUGGGCGCCAGAGCAGCCACCGUUGGGCGCGCGCCGAGCCGCCUCGGGGGCGUCGGGCUCGCCGGGCAGGUCUGCUUCGCUGGGCCAGUCGCCGGGGCCGCCGCUGCCCGUGCCCGUCGGCCUCGCGGCGCUCGCCCCUGGGGAGUCCGCCUGGGGCCCGAGGCCCCUGCUGUGGUCCGCCGCCGCCCGCUUCCGGAGCCUGAGCAACGAGCGGCCCAAGCAGGAGCGGGACUCCUUGCGCAACCGUUCGGUGGAGGGGCGCGCGGGGAGCCGGAAGAACAAGCGCUGGGCCCGCCGGGAGGGGGAACAAAAUCCACGCUCGCAGGACGCCCCCUUGACGUCGGAGGUCGAUGGCCCUCCCGCCUUGCCAAGCAAAUGA